AGGGACAUACUUUAUUGCUACCCACAUAAUUAAGACAAGAUGUGUGUAAAUAAAAAAAAAUGGUGGCAUCAUUGCCCCACUUGUUUCCCCACUAUCAAAACGAAUUAAAUACCACUGUCGGCGCAAAUAAGAUACCAGUUACUAUUAUUCUUUUCAACUGUCAAUAACUUUGUGAGUUACAAUGAGAAACGAAAUUUAUUUUCUUUUCCUCACUUCUUGUGUGUUUCACAUCUCUUUAGCAAACAUUAUUGACGAUCAUACCGAAAUAAUAAAUGAACUGAAAUUAAUUGUUGGAUCCACUGUCGAUGAACUUAGUAAAUAUCAGAAUAAUUUUCAAACAGAUGUGAAGAAUUAUUUGCAAAUUGUUCAUACGGAUAAUUUGAGGAAAAUAAAUAACGAUUUGAAUUAUGUCUCGAAUAGUAUAAUGAAUGCAGUGACUGCAGUUGGCUCAACGGGCAAGAACGCUCAGUCUUGUUAUGAAGCUUGUAAAGUCAGUUUAAAGAAUCUGAAUAAACAAACUAAUAACAAACUCGACGAAUGCUACCAUUCAUUCUCAUUUUACACUGAGCCUGCUUUGAAAAUAAUCAAAACUGCUAUUCAGAAUGGUAAAAAUAUUUCCGAAGAUCUGGAUACAAUAUUUAUUGGCUGUACAAAACAUUUGACGGAGUCGGGCGAUUGUUUGAAGGAAAAAAUUGAAGAGGUUCGUAGAACCUUAAGAAAAAUGCAAGCUGACGUGGAAAAUAUAAAAAAUACAGGAACCUCUGCAAUGAAGAAAGCAAAGACUGUUGUCACUUCCUGCAGUGAUAAAGCCGUACGUUCUUUACACGUUGAAGCCACUUUUAACAUUCAACGGGAAGCGAACAACUGCGUACGAAAUAUUUACAAUGAAUACAAUUAUUAAAAUUCUCAAUUUCUAUAAAAUACGUAUGUACCUAUUAGUUUUCGAUCUUAAAUGUUAGAAUUUAAAAAAAAAAAGGAAUUUGAUCAAUUUUUUAUUUAAAAUAUCGAAUUUGAUUCACUGAUGAUAAAAUAUAAUUUUCAAGCGAAAUCGUUUAUUUCUAAGAAAAAAGACGGCCAUAUUGGUUCCGCCAUUUUGAAUUUUGUAAUUAUCGAAAAAUCGACUUUAAGAAAAUAGCAUUGAGAAUGGGAAUAGAAUGCGAGAGGAGAGAAUAUUUUUGAUUGUUUUGUAUUAUAAAAUUUAUAAAUAAUUGUAAUAAAAUUAAAAAUUUACUAAUGUUUAAAAAA
Leptopilina heterotoma is the source of this 1245-nucleotide messenger RNA. RefSeq lists its product as uncharacterized. Lineage: Eukaryota; Metazoa; Arthropoda; Insecta; Hymenoptera; Figitidae. The transcript has 4 exons. The coding region runs from base 182 to 901 and encodes 239 amino acids. The record is from RefSeq and is a predicted model, not a curated record.